Messenger RNA from Chara braunii, 8305 nucleotides. Lineage: Eukaryota; Viridiplantae; Streptophyta; Charophyceae; Charales; Characeae. The record is from the annotation of a GenBank genome assembly.
CCAGACUACAGGUGGCAGAUCCUGUCUAGCCUAUACUACGAAGCAGAAUGAUGACAUCAACAGCGUUCCCGAAGUACGAGCAUAUGGCGACCAAUGUCGCACGCUUCAGCACCAGGACGAAGCACGCAGGUGAGCGCAGCACUCAGCACGUGAACGCACAACAUGCAAGGCACGUGGGUGGACGCUCGACAGGAGGAACCACUCAGGACGAAGCCAUGCCUGUGACUCUGCUGUUGGCAGAAUCUGCGCCGUCUGUGGCCCCGCCAACUCCCGCCUCGGUGUCGAUGGGCCUUGCUGCUGGGGAACCUGUACAUCCUCUCCAGUGGGAAUCAUCUCGUUCUAUCCCUGCUGACGCUUUUGCUGCAGCAGCGAGGGCUGCCUCUUCCCGAAUUGCGCGAUUGCAAAGUCAGGGUGGUGUUCUGUCACGUUCCUCGUCAGCUGGAUCCAAUUCUCCGUUGGGCCUAGGGUGUAGGGAAUCACCUCCUGAACUGCUGCCCCGUGCUGGGGUGUUGUCGAGGGAAGACACUCAUGGAGGGUUCUGCACGUCGAAGGCAGAGCCUGAUAUUACCUGGAAGUGUGAUGGGUACGCCCUCAGAUAUCAGUCUGCUGAUCCUUUUGUAUUAUCUUCAACAAGCCAACAGCGAUCACCAUCACCAUCACUCCCAUCUCGACUACACCAGUCGCCUCUUCAUGAACGCUCGGCAGGCUGUUGUCACUCUGCACAGCCCUUGGCAGGAGCUCUGACGUUUGAAGGACGUCGUGAUACUGUGGGAUGGAGGUUGCCAAGUUCAGAAUUGGUCCGAGAACCUUGCAAUUUGCCUACGUCCUGGUUAGAAUCAGGGGGCUAUGGCGCCCAGGUGAAUGAAAGGCGUCAAACAAGCAGCUUUCCAGCUAGCAGCUUUCCUUCUAGCAGUUUUCCAACUAGCAGCUUUCCAGCUAGCAGCUGUGAAAGGCAUUGCUGUCGUGUGGAUCAAUCACCUUCAAGAAGGUGGAGAACCUCGCGGAUACCUGCAUCUCAGUGGUGCACUGACUGUGGGGAGUUACCCCCACUGUCGAAGGCCAAGUUUGGUCGUGAGGAGUCUUCCCUCUGUUUUGCAAUGGAAGACUUGACAUCUCCACAGGCAUCGGCCCCUUGUAUUCCAAGUGAAUCACCUAUCGGUGAAUGCGAACUUGUUCCAUUGUCAGUGUCCGAACUUGCUUGUGAUCCAAGUUUUGAUGGGACCUCGGUCGAUAGUGAUAUGGAGCGCCAGUUGGAGAGAAACACACCUCCUGAACAACAAGGAGAUGAGGGAUCUCAGGAAGUGGGAAACGGGGAAUCACGCAGAGAGGAGUUAGCACCGUCGUCCUUCCAGUCCUCGUUGGCAAUAACAGAUGACAGACAUGAGAUGACCAUUGAAGGACAAUCCCUGUGGGGGGAAACCGAGGCAGCUCUGCCUGAAAAGGCUGCUGGUAGGAAUGAUAAAAUGGAGCAUAGCGACUUCAGAUUGGCUGUCAACAGGAGCGCCGAUGAGUGUGGAGGAGUGGCAGAUACAUGUUCUUCUGAAAAGGAAGGAGGUGUGGAGGUUGCACAUUGUGCAGAUGAUGCCAGAGAGUAUGGAGGGAGUGCUUGUCAGAGUUCUCAUCGUCCCAGCGACAUUCUAGGGGAUGUCGAGAGCACUGGUGGAACUCAAGAAGAAUGCCAAGGAGGUGUGAGAGAGAGAUAUGCACCAUUAUCUUCCGAUGAAGAAGAAGUCGGGGUUGACAAUGCAUGUGAAAGUGUGGAGUAUGCCACCACAAGUUCUGGCUCCGAGGGUGGCCGAUAUGCGGAGGAUGCUGCUAAUUGUGCAUUCCCACCUGAUCAGCCGGAUCGAGUUGGUGUAUCAUCCACCUCCUGUGGGCAUGUCACCUGUGAAGCAAAUCGGUCGCAUCUUUUGGACUGUUCAUGCGUGCAACAGGACGCUCAAGGUUGUGGAGAGGAGCAGCAACGCAGGUCUCAGCGCGGCCUUUUCUACGGUGGAGAGUUGGAUGAACCUUUUUCACCAUAUGUUCAGGAGAGUACAGUGCUGUUGGGAAUCUCUGGUUCAUCGCCAGUGCCGCCUGGAGUGCUAUCAGAUAACUGGGCACCUCCUCAGGUUGAUGAAGGAAAGCCUCCCUUAGUUUCAACUUCUCAAUUGGCUUGUGACGAUGGAGAAGUGGAUGUGUCCUUGCCGUCCUCACCUACAUUGCAAGUCAGGGAGAUUCAGUGGCACUCUCCUUGGCCUGAUGGCAAACAACCUGCUUCGCGAGUUGUCCAUGGUUCAGCAUCCCCAUCUGUACAACCCGCAGCAUCCACCACUCCUCCUGUGGACAUUCCUGAAAUACAAGUACCAGUUCCCCUCCAUGGUUCCUCCACAUUAUCAGCAUAUCAAGAGGAUGAGGGAACGGGCUCUGCGAGGCGUGAUUCACAGGAAGAGGCGGAUUCUUCUGCAGUUUGUUCGCGCGGACCUGAUGGGAAAGAUGACAGAAAUGUCUCUCUGUUGCUUGAUUCAUUGGAAGAGACGAGUUCCUUUGAGGCACAGGGAUCUACUGUGAAUGGUGUAUGGUCCCCUCAGGGAUCUACUGUGAACGGUGUAUGGUCUCCUCGUUUGUCAGAAACAAGUCCUGAAAGAGGUGGAAAAGCACAAUUGGAACCCCUAUCAAGAAACCUUCUUCUGCCUGAUGUAUCACCGGCUUUUGCUUACGGGACAGGAUCACAGCCGUCAGGAUCUUCUUUCCCAUGCUUGGAAGCUCAGGAUUCACAAACACUGGAAGAACAGCUUGGGGAAUUGGAUGGAGGCGAGCUUCUUGAAUUUUUUGCAAGCAGUUCCCCCAGGGAAACGCCAUCGAGAUGUGAUGAUUCGCCGUUGGCUUCUAUUCACGGUUCUGACAAUCCAAGCCUAAUGGGUCUCCCAAAGAAGGCUGAACAGCCUGAACGGUUGGAAAGUGGCAAAUCUAGUCCACGAUCGCGCCUGGCAUCGGGCUCAUCAUGGACAGAUAUUGUAUCUGAGAUUCGUGAUUUCGAGGCAAUGAGGUCUCCUAAGGAUGCAGCUAGCGAUGGCAGCCAGCUUUUGGGUGGUGGAUUCCCUCUGCUUUUUCCUCAGUUCAACUUAGGAAAGAACAGGAGGAGAGUUUGGAUGUUUGACGAUGAGGAUGUUGAAAAGACUGAGUCUCGACACACGAGUCCAAAAAGCAGUGCUAGUGCUAUUUGCCUCACAUCUGGAGGAAACGAUGUUGACAUGGAUAUUAUGACAGCGCCACUCCCCAUCUCAGUAAUGAGCGAUGCGAGUGCAAUCACGGAGAACUCCAUCCCUGCAAGUCUGCCAUCACUUGUAAAGGCCAGCAAUAUUCAGCGCAGAACGAUCUCUAUUCUUUCAGAGAAUCCCUUUCGAGCAGAAUCUGGCCGCAUCUCAGUGCAGUUCUCAGCUCCAAGACCAAGUGAAGCUGGAUCUGUUGCCUCCCGAAUGGAGUCGGAAGCAGGAGCUGCUGAGGGGGCUGAGGAGAAGGGGAAAGUGCAGCUGAUUCCGUCAACUGCAGAGAAGAGGGGGGAGGCAAAGAGGACUGAGCAGGGUGCUAGGAAAGCGAAAGAGAGGGGACAAAAAAAUGGGAAAGUGGGGAAGAAAGAGAGAGAAAGGAUGGAAUGCGCAGAGAAGGAAGGGCUACAGAAGCUGAGGACGAAGCAAGAAAAGUUGGUAGUGAGGGGGAGAGCGAACCAAGGAAAGAAAAUGCUUAGUGGAGAAGACAAGGACGAAAGUUCAUCGAUUCUCUCUGAGAGAAGCGAAUCACAAACUACAAUGGCAUCGCAGUCUACAACAGCCGUGACUUCACAACGUACUUCAGAAACAGAGUCAGAAGGAACUCUAAUAAUUCCCAUAAUCGCGAAAGGUUUGAAGGUUAGCAGUGACAGCUGUUGGGAGGUGGAUCAUGCAUCGAGUGAGGCUGCAAGAAAGCAUCAAAACCGACCUAUGGGAGAAUGGAUGAAACAUACAAUCGGUGCAUUCUCGCGCUCAGUCAAUGAGAAAGGUGUCCAUGCAGCAAAGGCAGCUGCUGCCAAAGCAGCAAAGGUGUGCAAGAUGGUUGUAACUCGGAAGCCAAGUGGACUGUCACUGAAGGAGCUGCGAAUACAUAUGGUGAUUGGACAAGGAGCCUUUGGAGUCGUCCAUCUUUGUACGCAGAGAGGCCAGCCGAAGAAGUUGUUUGCGCUAAAGAGCAUGGACAAACAGGAUUUGAUGAGGAGGAAUGAGUUGGAGCAUGUUAUGUGUGAGAAAGAGGCUCUGUUGGCUCUACGGCACCCUUUUGUUGUCAACCUAGAACAUCACUUCCAGGAUCACAUGCGUGUUUAUUUCCUUAUGGAGUUUGUCAGUGGUGGAGACCUGUUCAGCCGCUUGGAGGUUAAUAGGAAGCUCACAGCAAGGGAGACAAGGUUCUAUGCUGCUGAAUUGCUUUGUGCAUUGGAAUUUAUUCACAGCAAAGGUUUUAUCUACCGGGAUCUGAAGCCAGAGAAUGUGAUGAUCGAUGCCAGUGGUCAUGUGAAGCUCACGGACUUGGGUUUUGCAAGGAAGCUUGCGUUGGGCGAGAGAAGUUUUACGUUUGUUGGGACACCUGACUACCUUGCACCAGAGAUUAUCCAAAACACAGGUCAUGACAAAGCAGUUGAUUUCUGGGCCCUUGGCGUUUUGAUAUUCGAACUUCAAAUGGGCUAUACACCCUUCCAUGCAAACUCUCUUGCUGAACAGUACUCAAAGAUCCUCACAGGUGAUGUGCGAUUCCCUCCCGGAACGGAUUUCCUUCUCAAGGACCUCCUGUGCAGGCUGCUUCAGCCUGAUCCCGCAAGGCGGCUCGGAUCUCUUCCUGGUGGCGACGGUGCACGAAGUGUAAUGAAGCAUUCUUGGUUUGACUCCAUUGAUUGGACUUCCCUCAAGACCCUGCGAGCUGUGCCGCCCUUCAUACCUCCAGCAUAUAUGUACAACAAGCCAAAGAAAUACCUCAAUGCUGUCGAUGUUUACCAGUGGCAGGGUGGUGGGAAGAUGGGUGUAGCUCAUGGUGGUGGUCAUGCCACAGUCAACCCUCUUUCCAAUCCAACAUCUCUGUCGAUGGAUCAGCAUCGAUUCUUUGAAGCAUUUUGAGGGGGGGUAACAACUAUGCCAAGGCCUGCUUGACUUCAUAGGGUGUUUGCCGACUUCUCUUUUUCCGAGGGUAACUGUUGGGACCUUUGGAUGGUCAUUUUUUAGCGGAGUCUGGACCGGCAUCUGUAACUGGCAUGGCCCGUUUUCGUGUUUUUUUAUCUUUACAGUCUUACCAUCCCUCAAAGCGGCAUUCCUCCCCCCUGACCCCAACCCAGGGCUCCAUCCUCUUUUCCCUUUUUUAUUUACUAUGUAUUUUGUCCCCGUCCCAGUUCUUUGUGAGGCCUGCCUCCUUCUUUACUGUCCUUUCUGCUGCACGCUGUAUAUCCAAUGAGCACGCAUCGUCUUCGCAAUCCGACUGUCUGAUCAAUAUCCUCUUGUCAGUCUUUGUCCUUGCCAACCUUCGUGUCACAGUAGGGCAGCUUAUGCCGGUUUCCUCUCUCUCCUUCUCGGAUCAAUUUUCUUCUUUGUCACAUCACUAUCGCUGUCCAGGCCUUUCUCCGCCUCCCACAGUCGCUUUCUGCUUACGUUUGUCACCUCUUCCCUCUGUUGCUUCCUCAAUUCACUAUCCCUCUCGUGCCUUGUACCGCUGCACUGUCCACCCUUUGGCUAACCCACUCGCUCUCUGCUUGCUUCCUCUGCCCAACCCCUCUGUCCCUUUCAUGGAUCACGAUCCCUGUCUCGUGUCAUGCAUAGCUGUUCAUACUGUUCCCUGCGCGCUUCUCUCGUUCCUUGCCCGUGUCUCAUGCUGAUCUGUGUAUUAUUCCCACAAUGUUUCCCAUCCAUGCUCUCUCUCCCCGCCCCUAUUGUCCAUUCCCGCCUUACCUUCGGAAUAAUGGCGUACAAGUCUGAUCUACAUGUUCUGCACGAGGUCAUGCCGGACUUCUGCUCUCAAUUAUGCCUUAGUAUGCUGUUACUGGUUCUCUGGCUCCUUGCCAUUCACUCAAUAUGAUUGAUUGGCCCAUCUCAAAGACUCACCAGGUAGUGGAUAAGAGUGAUGACGGGCUUGGUAUGCCAUGGUCUUUUGGUAUUUAUUUAAUUUUUUAUUAUGGUUAAGUUGCGCUUUCUUCCUCAGGCAGCUUUUAAUCCCCUGAUGAUGGCCGUCUGCCGAUGCAGCUGAAAUGAGGCGUAGGGACGUCAGCUACGAAGAUGAUGUUUUAUCGUGCUGAUCAUUUUUGAGUUUCCGGAACGGUGUUAAUUUUAUGGCGCUACCCGUCUCUCGUCUGUCGAUUGUGAAAUGACUUUUCUGCAUCUCAUUGGACUCCGGCCUUCUUCUUCUUCAUCGUCGUCUUCCUCCUUUGAGCAGCAUCCCUUCCCACCUUUGUAUAUGACUCUCCUCUGCUCUUCUGAUGAUUGCUCUUCUGUCUUCCUUUCCAUGUUACUGGAACUUACGAUUUCACGGGUGCAUUUGCUGUGCUUUGUCGACUUCAUAGGACUUAACGAUCUCCCACAGCGCUGCGCUACGGGAUUGCCUUGGAUUGGAAUCAGCAUGUCUUUCGUCCAUAUGCUCCACUGCGUGCCUCUUAAACUUCCAAUCCAAUUUCCAAGCCUCACUUUCUGCAAAUUGACAGUUUGUGGAUGUCUGUUUAGGGUUCUCUGUUUGGGGUGCCCUUCUCAGACUUGUCACCACUUCUCAUCUUUCUCAUUCACUUUCCGAGUGGCGUGCUGCGGGGCAGGCAUGAUGGCAUCCUAAAGCGUUUUGUGUGGGUACACGUGAACACUAGAACCUUUCGCAUGAUGUGUGUAAUACAAAGGAGAUUCAGCUGCCUCUUGCAAGGGUUCCAAAGGAGGAGCUGGCAAGGAGCUUGGGUGCCACAGGAUCCUCAGUGAAGUGAGUGACGUCACACGGGCAACCUUUCCGAGAGCGAGAAUUGCCAGAGGAUCGAGAUGCGUCACGAUCGGCAGCAAAGUGAGUGGCGUCACCGUUUUGGAACCUUUCUGAGAGUGUGAAUUGCCAGAGGGUCAGGAUGUGGCGGGAUCAUCAGGGAAGUGAGUGGCGUCGCCGUCUUGCAACCUUUCUGAAGAGCGUGAAUUGCCAGAGGAUUGGGAUGCGGCGGGAUCGUCAGUGAACUGAGUGGCAUCACCCCGGGCAACCUUUCUGAGAGCGUGAAUCACUGGAGGAUCAGAAUGCGGCUUCGUAUCCAGUGUGCAUGUGGCCUUGAUGCUUGUCCAGGAGCCAACGGCGGUUAGACUCAGCUUUCCUCUGAGAUGCACUCCAUGCUGAGGGUGACUCUAAUGCAGCAGCACGCUGAACCAACGGAAAUCGUGCGCGCGGUUGGCAACUUCUGGAACCAACUGUAAGACGUCUAUGCAGGUGUGUCAAGUUGGGAAGGGAUAAUGUCGGGGAGGACAGGACGUGAAUCGUGGCCGCUUGGCACAGCAAGUGUGACAUUGAUAUGUGAUGUAUAGUGCAGGGGAGACGUGUUUGAUCCUUGUAAGUUGCAACGUGGAUGGUUAUUCAAAAAUAUUUGAAGUGAAUGAAUAAAUAGAUAAGAAAUCAAUCAAAUAAGCAGGUGGAAGUUAAAUGUGGAAGACAUUUGUAAGCUGCAACAUGGAUGGCUAUAGGGAUUCUGUUCCGCUCUGACUAAAUGAAGUAAAACCGGUCUAAAUGAUGAGCCCAGUUUUCUGGUCAGUUAAGAGUGGGGACUAGGGAACUGGAGGAUUGGGCCCGGUUUUGGGCCCCAGCCCAUGAAACAGCGGGUGGUACUGGGACUCUGUUUCACAAAGAUUUGAAGGUUGAGGUAAUUGAUAGGUUCUUUGGUAUUUAUUUGGGUACGUAAGUUUGGAUUUAGGUACCAAUGGGCUAGAUUUGCUGGGCUUUUAUGUCUAUUUAAUAUUUAUGUCUAUUUAUGAGCCAGUUGAGUAGAACAACAAGGGAGUAUGCUCAGUACGGCUUUCUUAAGGGCUAUUUGCUGCAGCUCCUGUAACUGAGCAUCUGCUACUGGUGGGUGGUCCGAAUACAAUGGUUAGACCCAUGAAUUGAUUCCUCUGGGGAUGACCUUAUUAUGUCCAAUGCUCGAUCCUUGCGCACAGUUUCUGGAGUAAUAUGGACCAUUAUAAAUUUACAGAUGUUUUCAUAUUAUCCUGUUGAAACAAAUGGAGCCAGACUUGGUUCUUGGCAAGGGAGUGAGGGGGACAUCUAUCAGGGGCCCAGCUUAGACCUUUUUCAAUGAAAUUGCAACUGUGGC